UCAUGGCGGCCCCCUGUGCCCCGGUAGGUGUCAUGGCGGGCGCAGGAACCGGAAGAGCCCGGCCUCACGUGACGCCCCCUCUUCCGGGUGCGGGCGGUGGGAGCGCCCGGUGGUGGCGGGGAGGGCACUGGGAGAACUGGGGAGAACUGGGCGGGAACUGGAGGGGAACUGGGAGCACAAGGAGCUCGGGGGGUGCCCAGGAAAGGGCACUAGGGGCCCACAGGGGGUACAGGAAUAACUGGGGGGGGCUGUUCCCACAGGAUGCUGUCGCGGGGCCGGCGGCUCCUGCGCUCCUGGAAAUCCCUGUUCACGGGGAGGCUCCUGCUCCUCACCAACACCCUGAGCUGCGGGGGCCUCCUGGCAGCUGGAGAUUCCCUGCAGCAGGAAUGGCACCGCCGGAGGCACCCGGAGAGCCAACACCAGCUGGGCCGAACUGGUCGGAUGUUUGCCGUUGGCUGCAGCAUGGGCCCCUUGAUGCACUACUGGUACCUCUGGCUGGACUCGGCGUUCCCGGCCCGGGGCGUGCGGAGCCUCCGGACGGUCCUGAAGAAGGUCCUCAUCGACCAGCUCGUGGCAUCGCCCGGCCUGGGCGCCUGGUACUUCCUGGGCAUCGGCACCCUGGAAGGUCAGUCUCUGGAGGAGAGCUGGGAUGAGCUCAAGGAGAAAUUCUGGGAGCUUUACAAGGCCGACUGGUGCGUGUGGCCGGCGGCUCAGCUCCUCAACUUCCUCUUCGUCCCUCCCACCUACCGGGUGGUUUAUGUCAACGUGGUCACCCUGGGCUGGGACACCUACCUGUCCUACCUCAAAUACAGGCCUAGAGCCACCCCAAGCCCCAAGCAGGACUCUCCUCAGGAGGAGCAGCAGCGCAGUGCCAGGGCGUAGAGAGGUGGAUGUGGCGCUUCCAGAGGCUCCUGCCUGCAGCAAAUGGCAUUUUUUGGGGGGGCACUGUGGCCCCUGGGGAUUGAUCAACCCAAGGGGAGCGAUGGCUGGAGACCACCAAGGCCAGACACCCCCCCCCAGCCACGUGCCUCUUGCUGAUUAACUCAUCUGCUAAUUAGGAUGGGUUGGGGUUGUGUUGGUAACAAUCUCCUGUUGCAGGAUGACCUGUAAAGUGAUUUCUUCUGGGAUUUACCCCUGGAGCCGGGGUGAGGAGCUGCUGCAGCCCCCAGGAAGGGCUCUGGUGCUUUCCCUGGCUGCUCCAGGCUGGAUUUGUUCCCUCCCUCCAGAGCAAACUUGCUCCUUUCCAACCUCCUCAGAUCCACUCCAGCCACUCAGAUCCUCACUAAUUCAUCAGGAAGGAAUUCUUCCCUGGGAGGGUGGGGAGGCCCUGGCACAGGGUGCCCAGGGAAGCUGUGGCUGCCCCUGGAAGUGUCCAAGGCCAGGU
Molecule: messenger RNA, 1384 nt
Organism: Chiroxiphia lanceolata (lance-tailed manakin)
Lineage: Eukaryota; Metazoa; Chordata; Aves; Passeriformes; Pipridae
Gene: MPV17L2
Product: MPV17 mitochondrial inner membrane protein like 2
Exons: 6
Coding region: 262-882 (206 amino acids)
Biological process (GO): mitochondrial ribosome assembly
Cellular component (GO): cytoplasm; membrane
Source: RefSeq, a predicted model, not a curated record